AUACUCGUGACAUGAAAUUUAAUUUAAACAAUUUAAUAAUUACACAUAUAUAAAAAGAUAAUAGAGUUUGGAAUCCAAAAAGUAAUAAAGUGCGAUGUUAUCGAUUACAAUUUAGAUUCAGAUGAGACGAAAUAGCUAAAUUCCCUGAAGACAAUCGAAUUGGGUUCGCCGCGCGCACGCGAGAUGUCGCUAGGGUCUGCUUAUGAAUUCGCGUUCAGUAUUCGCGACGCGUCUCGGAUUUCUAACGCGAUUUUACUUUUCUUAUUGCGUUUCAGUAUUAAUUGCGUUGGUGUUGAUUACGAAUUUCCGCGUGUGUUAAUUCAACGACGGUGCGAAAUGGAAAAUGGAGAAGGAAGAGGAGGAAGAGGAGGAGAAUGCGGACAAGAAUGUGGACAAGAAUGCGCCCACGCAACGGCAAACCGCAACUUCCGAAGCUCCACCACGGUAAAAACCUACGAGAACGGCACGGUUUUGCUGCCUUGUCACGUGGAGGACCAGGGUAUGUCGGUGAAUGGGCGCGAAGGGGUCCUCCUUGCCGAUAGCUUCGAGCAGCAGAACAGCCGCCCCGAGCGGAUCACCCUGUAUAGCAACGGCAGCCUGCGGCUCUUCCACGCGCAGCGAGAGGAUAGCGGGCACUAUGUGUGUCAGGUGAUCCGACCGUCUCCUUGGGGACACGUCACGCAAGUACACGAGAUCGAAGUGAUGUAUCCGCCUAGCGUGAAGACGGUGCCGGAGUCCGGCGAGUUGGAGGUCAAUCUCGGGGAUAGGGUGGAAAUGCAAUGCGUGACGAAGGGUGUACCGGCCCCCGUCAUAAGUUGGAGGACGAAGGAUGGAGAAAUCCCGUUAUUGGACGCCAGGCCGCAAUUGAGAUUUCAUGCCGACCAUCAGAAUCUUACGGGCAGGUAUACCUGCGUCGCCGAUAAUGGAAUCGGCGAUCCCGCCGAAGGACACAUAGACCUACGUAUCAGAUAUAAGCCGGAGAUACACGUGGACAAGCCAUGGAUGCACGCAUACAUAGGAAUGCGAGUAUCUCUACAAUGCAAGGUGAUUGCGUGGCCUAUGCCAGAGGUUGAAUGGUACUUCCACAACGACUCAAUCAAGGCGUUGCAAAUAAUAGACUUCUCGCACAUCGACAGUUUGUUUAUGCAUCAUUUGAACAAGGACAAUCUCAUUAGCAGGUUACGUAUAAUGAAUGUAAAGGAGGAGUAUUACGGCACCUACAUUUGCAGAGCCUCGAACGCCUUGGGAACCACCGAGAAGAUCAUCGAACUGUCGCCGAUCGCGAAUCCGGCGGUGUUCAAGAAGGAGUCGCGCAGCACGUCCAACACGUCGUACAACUUCAUCUGGGAAGUCGACAGUUACAGUCCCAUCAUCGACUAUCAGUUUUGGUUUCGCAAAUACAGGAGGGGUGUUGGUGGCGAAUGGCACAAAGUGUAUAUACCUGGUGAUGACGGCGUUACCGGUAGCCCGGUGCACGCUCGCUCCUUCAAUCUGACGGGGUUGGACGUGGCGACCCAUUACGAGGCGGUCGUUUUGUCCAGAAAUCGUUACGGAUGGAGCCGCCCCUCGGAGAUACUGCGCUUUCACACCGAAGGAGCUCCUGUCGAUUCCAGCGAAAAUAUCGAGACGGAUGGCGAUCAGGAGAAGAACAAAAUAACAGUUGUACAGCUGUCAUCUAUAUCGCAGCAUUAUCUUUUGGCAUCGGAUGCAAACAGAUCAGCGUACAAUCGAGCACAGGCAUUGUCUUUAAUAUUAAGUAUGCUGUGUAUCUCAGUUCUAACAUACAACAGUAGAUUUUAAGUGAUGUAUAAAAAUGCGAAGAGGAACAUAAAGUGGAUUGUUGUAAUUUAUGUA
Messenger RNA from Pogonomyrmex barbatus (red harvester ant), 1854 nucleotides. RefSeq names its product limbic system-associated membrane protein. Gene Ontology annotation, molecular function: protein binding; axon guidance receptor activity. The record is from RefSeq and is a predicted model, not a curated record. Lineage: Eukaryota; Metazoa; Arthropoda; Insecta; Hymenoptera; Formicidae. Gene Ontology annotation, biological process: homophilic cell-cell adhesion; synapse organization. Gene Ontology annotation, cellular component: neuronal cell body; axon; plasma membrane.